UGUUUUUGACUUACCACGCUCGCCUUUGUUCACUGCAAUCUCGAAUGGCGUCUCGUCCUCCGAUGGCGUCUCGCUCUCCCAUGGCGUCUGGCUCUCCUUCUUCCACGUCAUCUUCACCAAGAACACCUUCGAUGGCGAAAAGGCUGCUCGAGAACGACCUCAACCUUGCUCGGCAGCUCCGCAUCCACUCCAACAGGGAGGUGAUCUUCAUCAAGUUCACUCCCUUCGCCAUUGCACUGGCCGCCGGGAACUUGAGCCUCGACACGUUCCAGCAUUUCAUCACCCAGGGCAAGAACUUUCUCAAAGCGUUCGCUCAAGCGUAUGAAUCCGCAGCGAACAAUACGGACGAUGAACACGCAGAACGCGAAUUGCUGGAGUUAAGAAAGAUCGUUUUGAUGGAGAUGACAAAGCAUGAAUCAUUCCUGCAGGAAUGGGGUUUGGACGUUACCAAUGACGCCACACCCGAUCCCGGAACGGCGAAUUGUACUGAAUUUCUACUGGCUGCAGCUUCUGGUAAAGUUGAUGGAGCAAAAUGUGUCCUUGAACUGACAACUCCGUUUGAGAAGACGAUCGCUGCAAUUUACACUAUUGGUGCUCUAACACCUUGCGUUCAACUAUACCCUUUUUUGGCUGCGGAGCUCCAGAUGUUGCCAGGUCUUAGGGAAGAUAGUCACCCUUAUAAGAAGUGGAUCAAAUUGUAUACAUGUGAUAGUCACCAGGAAUUGGCUGUGAAAACUGAAGAGUUGCUGGAGAAACUGUCUGUCACCUUGACAGGAGAUGGGAUCGAUGUUCUUUACAACUUGUAUCAUCAAGCAAUGAUACUUGAAAUAGACUUAUUCAAUUCUCAACCAUUUGCUCAGCCCACAGUAGUUCCUGUGAUAAAGGGACUUAGUACUGCAGAAGAUCGGCUAAUGUUUCUUUCUAAUUUUGAUCUGACUUGCACAGUUCAUGAUUCAUCAGCAACUUUGGCUGAGAUGACCCUAGGAACCGCUCCGAAAUCUGAUUGUAGUCCAUCCGGAUCUGAGCAUAGUCCAUCUGAGAGUCCUCUUGCUCGGAUGUCAUUGAGUGAAUUGCGAAAUAUGUGGAAGGACAUCUCCAAGCAGUACACACAAGAUUAUGAAGAAUGCAUCGAAAGCAUUAUUCCACCUGAAAAAGUGGAAUUUAAUCAUAGCUCGCUGGUUCAAGCGCUUGAGCAAGUGGCAGAUUUCGAGAAAAAGGCAAAUUCCAGAGUUAUAAAAUCUGGGGUUCUUAGAGGACUGAAACUUGAAGAUAUAAUAAAAGCUGGCAAAAACCUCAUUCUUCAGGAUGGUUGUAUCGGUUUCUAUCAGAAACUCACUCAGAUUAAUGUGGUUGUUAACGUUCACAUGCUAUCAUACUGCUGGUGCGGCGAUCUCAUUCGGUCAUCUCUUUCGUCAGUGGGUUUCGAUCAUUCAAAUGUCCAUGCGAACGAGUUGAUAUUCAAUGAGGAGCGGCUGAGUACCGGAGAAAUGGUUCUGAAGGUCGAGUCCCCCAUCGAGAAGCUUCAAAUAUACAACCACAUAUUGAAGAACGACGCCGAUGAGCGAAACAAGUUGACCGUCUACGUGGGCGACUGCAUGGGAGACAUACUAUGCCUAAUCGAAGCGGAUAUAGGGAUAGUGAUAGGGUCGAGCGAAAGCUUGAGGAGGGUGGGGAGCCGAUUUGGAGUGACUUUCGCCCCGCUUUUCGCGGCCACGGUCAGGAAGCAGAAAGAAGUCACUGAUGGGGGCUCUCUGAAGUGGAAGGGAACAAGGUCGGGAGUUCUUUACACGGUCUCGUGCUGGGCAGAGAUACAUGCUUUCUUGUUGGGAUGGUAGAACACUAGGUUGCACAUGUGGAUUAAAGAUAGCAUUGUACAUAGUUGAAAGCUCGCGAUUCAGACAAGAAGAUCGUAGCU
This is a messenger RNA of Rhodamnia argentea, 1915 nucleotides long. RefSeq names its product bifunctional TH2 protein, mitochondrial-like. NCBI's taxonomy places the organism in Eukaryota, Viridiplantae, Streptophyta, Magnoliopsida, Myrtales, Myrtaceae. Bases 45 to 1835 code for a protein of 596 amino acids. The record is from RefSeq and is a predicted model, not a curated record. The transcript is spliced from 6 exons. Gene Ontology annotation, cellular component: cytosol.